This is a messenger RNA of Aedes albopictus (Asian tiger mosquito), 2029 nucleotides long. RefSeq names its product pickpocket protein 28. Lineage: Eukaryota; Metazoa; Arthropoda; Insecta; Diptera; Culicidae. The record is from RefSeq and is a predicted model, not a curated record. Gene Ontology annotation, cellular component: plasma membrane. Gene Ontology annotation, molecular function: ligand-gated sodium channel activity. Gene Ontology annotation, biological process: sodium ion transmembrane transport. The transcript has 4 exons. Bases 109 to 1794 code for a protein of 561 amino acids.
GUUAACUUGUGCAUAUCGGAACUGUUCAUGAAAUGAAAUAUUUUGGCAUGGAUAACUGAUGAAAAGUAUCUGUAUUUGUGAACUACAAAGAUCCUCGAAAAUUUGAUAAUGUCGGACAAGAUUUCAAUGAAGCAGACAAGCUCUAAAGAUGAAAAACUAAGUCUCCCCUUGUUGCAAUCACAUGCACUGAAGAAUGUGGCCGAGUAUACCAAGCGUAGUGCAUGGGAGUUUUGUGACGUCACACCCAUUCACGGAUGUAAACAUUUCCUGGAUAAGGCACAUAACUUAUUCAUUGAACGCAUAUGGUGGAUUGUUGUAUUCUCGGUAGCCGUGUACUACUGUUCCCGUUUUGUGUACAACGUCUACGAAGAGUGGCAACGCGAUCCCAUCAUUCUCAGUUUCGACCAGCAAACUUCAUCGGUUUUUGCGAUACCCUUUCCGGCGGUGACGCUGUGUCCCGAAACGAAGGUUAAGGCCUCGGUUUUGAACAUGUCGCACACUUUCGAACUGGUUCGCAAAAACAAGCUGAAUGAAUCCGUUGACGAGGAACGUGUGCGGAGGUUGCUGUUGCUGUUGCAGCUUUGCGAUUACAAUAUCUACGACAAGCACGAAACUCCAUUCUACUACGACGAUGUUCUUGUUGAUCUCAGACGGAUGUCGAUCCCUUCGUUCGAGAUUUUCAAUGCGUGCGGUUGGAAAGGUCAGGGAAUUGCCUGUUUAGAGUACUUCAAAACUACGCUAACGGAGAAGGGCUUCUGUUAUACGUUUAACUCCUUGGCAAACAACGACAUUCUUCGCAAAGAGGAAUUGGAUCCAAGAUAUAACCUAAAUUCUGAGGUGCGGGCUUCCCACUGGGAGCUGGACAAAGGGUUCCGCGAUACCGGGAUUAACUCGUUUCCACAUAGAAUAGUGUCCGGUGGAUAUCGCAACAGUCUUGAAGCGACCCUCAUUGUCAACAAAAGUGACUUGGACUAUCUGUGUGGCGACUCGUUCCAAGGCUACAAGGUAAUGCUCCAUAUGCCCGAUGAAUUCCCCAUAGUGUCACAUCAGUACUUCCGAGUCCCACUGGAUCAAGAACUAAUCGUCAGCGUUACUCCCAACGUGAUGGCCACGGACGAUCGAGUACGGUCUUAUCCACCGGAAGAACGCCGAUGUUACUACGCACACGAACGGUAUCUACGGUUCUUCAAGAUCUACAACAAAGCCAACUGUGAAACGGAAUGUUUGACAAACUACACCUAUCAGCUGUGUGGGUGCGUUCAGUUCUGGAUGCCUCACCCGAGGGGUUCUCCGAUUUGUACGCUUCACGAUAGCCCGUGCUAUCACUCGGCGGCUUCGCAUAUCUUGAAAAGCACUGCCAGCAAGAGGGCCAAAUCGUACUCUAAAUUGCCGUGGGUUUCGUGCAACUGUCUACCGACGUGUAACUUCAUAGAGUAUCAAACUCAAGUGUCGCAAGCCAAGUGGAAAUGGCAGCGUGGAGAGUACUUCAACUACAUGGAACGGAUGCCAAUGCCGGACAGCGUCCACCAGUCAAAAAUGGUGAUCUACUUCCGGGAAGCGGACUUCAUCCCAUUAGUGCGCAAAGAGGUGACCAGUAUCAGCGAGUUCAUUGCUAACUGCGGUGGAUUGAUGGGCCUGUUCAUGGGGGUCAGCCUGGUAAGCUUGGUUGAGCUGGUAUAUUACUGCACACUGAGACCAGUCGCGAUGUGGAUACUGACUAAGCGGCAGGUUUCAAGCCAAGCAUCUAAAAGUGAUGAUCGGUGCACUUGUCAUUGUGAGAUGAACCAGGAGUAGUUUGAUUCCAAAGGAUCUAUACCUGUUACCUAAGAAUAAAUCAUUGUUACAGCGACAAUUCCAUCGGUAAUCUUAAGCUCUCAAAUUCAUCCUGUCCGAAAACACAGGAUUACGAUACCGAAAGAACGCUUUCAUUGAUUGUUAUCAUCAUGGUUGUCAUACGUGCACAGUUCUUGACAAAAAUGCAAAAACAGGAAGCAUAACAAACAGCACUUCAAUUAAUUGUUUUAUGUGC